Messenger RNA from Lottia gigantea (owl limpet), 1626 nucleotides. RefSeq lists its product as hypothetical. Gene Ontology annotation, molecular function: protein binding. The coding region runs from base 1 to 1626 and encodes 541 amino acids. The record is from RefSeq and is a predicted model, not a curated record. The transcript has 3 exons. Lineage: Eukaryota; Metazoa; Mollusca; Gastropoda; Lottiidae.
AUGCAGCUGUCUGAUCGGAUAGAAAAUCUACUGGCAGUGGGAAAUAUUAUCGUUUUAUUGCUGUACAUUCCGUUAACUUAUUGUCAACAUUUACCACCCAAAGAUGAUGAGAAAUUCAAUUUUCCAAUCGAUCAGCAGGAAGCCUUCCAGUCAACUCGUAUAAUACCAGAUGGAACCUCAGUCUUUGCCUACUUUUACAAAGGAAAAUCACAAAAUUACUUUUUCCGUGUGGAGAAAAACAAUUCACCAUUAAAAAUUACCAUAAGUCCGUGUACAGCAACCAUUAGGUGGGUUAUAAAAAGAGGAACAUUACUACCAGACAUUGAAGACGUUGAAGAAGAAGAACUUUCAGAUCCUUUCCACGCCCAAAGAUCAGUUAGUGAAAAUCCUGAAGCUGCUUAUAGAGUUAUUGGAAACUUUACAGGAAAGAAAGCAACCACCUAUUUUCACCGUCGUGUACGUUAUGGGUUGUAUAUGUUGGAAAUUAUAGCUGUAGACAGUGAUACCAGUGCCAAAAUAUACGGAACGACUACUCCAAGAUCAAAUAAUGCCAUGUCGGUACUGCCUCUUGAUAAAUCGGUCAGAAUAACUUCAACUUCAGAAAGGAUGUUUACUAUUGAAUGGAAUAAAGCAAACGGUGUUGUUGAAGGAUUUAAUAGUUCUAUUCAGUAUUGUGUGGUCGUGAAUCGUGCUAAAAAUUUCAAUAAUUAUUGUUCAGUUUGGUCAGCCAAGGCAACAGACGAAGGUUCUUCGGCUCAUAGUGGUUUUGGUUUUUCGUGGGAGAAAAACACCAAAAAACGAUCGAAGCGUGGUAAUAAGUUAUUUCAUAAGUGUAUUGGAUCUAAAACACAGUUCACUUACAAAAAGGCGAAAUUGGGAAAAUUAUAUUACGUGGAUGUGUUUGUUUUGAAUAGACAAUAUAAUAUCGAUGCCUCUUACAGUGGUACAAAAAUCAAAACUUCGAGAAAUUAUCUCCUUAAAGAUGGACAAAGACAAACUGUUAAAUUACAGAAAGGUACUGUUAAACAGCAAGUGAUGUUUCACACAAAACGUAAACUAGAUUCCGCAGUUUUAGAACUGAAAUCGUGUCGUGGUAAAUUACCUAUAACCAUGUUUCACGGUAAUAACAGUAUCCAUAAAACUGUAGUACGCAAUAUGAAAAUAUUAAGAAUGAGAAAUCUGCCCGAGGGACAAUAUACCAUAGAAUUUACUGGAAACAGAAAUCGUAAAAGGGUUGUAUCUGUUUUGUUAAUAUCGUCGAUAUACAAAAAGCCUCGAUUACCGUUAGAUACGAAAGUGAAAGUAAGAGCAACGUCUUGUAAUUCUAUAACACUGUCUUGGUUCGCUACCCAUGUUAAACAAAGGUACUGUUUGUAUAAGCGUCAGUCAUCAACUCUUCCGAAGAAGAGAAGUCAUCAUUGUUUGGAGAUGGCUGGUCGACGGAAAAAAGACAAGGUCCUUUGUGUUCGGAUGAGGUACAAAGAUCGAUAUAAGCCAAUAAGGAAAACCGUUAAAAAUUUGAAACCGAAUACGAACUAUGUAUUUGAUGUCUAUGUUAAUAGAGGCAAAGGAGCUUCACUCUCGUAUAAAAGUGUCAUUGCACGAACAAAAAAUUGCAAUAAAUGA